UUUAAUCUUACAUCAUUUACUUAUUGUAAUAUGGGAUAUGUUUUAUUUGGAAUAGUAUUAUCUUUAAUUGGAUGAUUACAUUUUAUUAAAAAAUUAAAUAAUAUAAUACAUUUUGAUUUGGUCUCAUAUCUUUCUCUCAACCCCUCUCUUUCUCUCUCUCUCUCUCUUUGUCUCUAUAUGCCAUUAACUUCUACAGAAUCAUUAUCAUUAAUUAGUUUAGAUUCAUCUAAAUCAUCUAAUUUAUGUAUAUCAGUGAAUAUACCAUCAUUAACAAAAGAAUCAAUUAAAUUAUCAUCAUGUAAUAUAUCACCUACAUUUAAUAUAGAUGAUAUUUUAUCAACUCAUUAUGAACAGGAUGAAUUAAAUAAACAAACAUUUAAUGUUAAUGAAAAUCAUCCUAUUGUUCAAAUGAAUGAAACUGAUCAUACAUUUUUAAAUAAUGAUUCCUUUACUAAACCUGCUAUUUCAAUGGAAGUACAAUGUAUUUCGAAAAAUGAAAUUAAAUCAAAUUGUUGGUCUACUAAAACAUGCCAUUAUCCUUAUUCGAAUUCUCAUUCAAUAAAUCAUGAUUGUAAUCUAGAACAAGAAACCUCACAAUACAAACUGAUGAAUACAAAUGGUAUUCAUCAGAACAAUAAUGAUAUUUCAACAAUGUUAACUAAUCAUUCCUAUUUAAAAAGUAAUCUAUUACCAAUAAAUGAUUCAUGCAUAUCUAAUGAAAUAUCGCCUACACGAAAUACCGAUAAUAGUAGUAAUACUAAUAAAAAUGGUGAUGAUGAUGGUGAUGUUGAUGCUGAUCAAUACUUGCCGUCAAUAAUGAAUAAACAAAAAUCAUUAUUUGUCAGUAUUGGAGUACAAACUGAUGAUCAACUAAUUUCAAAAUGUUGUAAUAAAGAAAUAUUAUCAAAUGAAAAUUUGUCUAAUAUCUCUUAUUUCUGUGAUAAAAACGAUACUAAUACUACUCAUGAUAAUAAUAAUAAUAAUAAUAAUAAUAAUAAUGAUAAUAUGGAAAGUUUAAUUGAUGCAAUUAAAUGUGUUUAUGCUGAAAUGAAAAUCGAACAAGCUGAAAUGAUCAUAAAUAAUUUAAUUGAAAAAUUUGCUGAACCAUCCGAUAUGUAUACUUCUGUAGAGAAUCUUCCCAAAGAUAAUUUAUUAUUUUGUAAUAUAUAUAGUGAUAAUAAUAAUAAUAAUAACGAUAACAAUAAAAAGUCAUUAUUAAAUGAAAAAUCAUCUAAUUCUCCUCAUACAUCAGUAUCAUUUUUUUCACCUAUUUUUAAAUUACUUUUAACUCAAUCAGAAUCACAAAUAUUUCCUGAUUUGUAUAAAUUAAGUCCAUCAGGACGUAAAUUAUAUGAUUUAUGCCAUCGACUUGCAUUUGAUAUUAGACGUACUAAAAAUAAGCUACGUAUAUUGCAAAAAAUGCGAACCAGACAAUCAAAUCAACAUCAUUUCAAUGUACGUAUUACUUCUACUAAUCCGAAUACAACAACACCAACAACAGAUUCUAUCAAUGUUAGCACACACAAUACAUCAAACAACAUUUUAUCUAAUUUUCAAAAAAUUUUAGACAUUAAUGAAUCGGAUUCUUUGAAUAAUUCAGUAAAGAUAUCUCAAGAUAAUCGUCGUAAUGCUUUCAUUCAUUAUUUACACGAUAUAAGCAGAAAUUAUGAAAUGCCCAAAUCCACAUUAACAACCACAACCAUUUCUAAUCAUAAUGAUCCAGGUCAAUUUCAACAACUUUGUAAAGAUUCACAACUACUGACACAUCAUUAUCAUUACUGUGAACAUAAUAAUAAUAAUAAUAAUAGUAAUAAUGAGAAUCAAUCAGAAAAGUAUGGAAAUUAUCUAGAACAAAUCAUAACAUCGAACAGUAUAACUCCUCCUACUACUAAUAGUAAUAUUAGUCAUCGAAGUGCAGCACCAACGUAUACAAAUCCAUUAAAUUGUCCAUUAUCCUUAUUAUCUUUUGUAAGUAAUUUAAAUAAAGUUUGUAGUGUGGAAGAAAUAACUGAUAAUAAUGACAGUGAAGAUAAAAAAGAGGGAGAAGAGGCAAAAGAGGUUAAAGGUGAUCGACGCCAAAGACGAUCACGGGGACAACGACAAUGUCGGCGGCAACAAUCGAAACAACAGAAUCGACAACAUCACCAUCAACAUCGACAGCGGAAAAAGUUACAAUCAAACGAGAAAUUUCGACAGAAUGAACAAAAGUUCCCAUCUUUAUCUGAUAAUAAUAAUAAUGAUAAAAGUAAAAAGGCAGAUUGUGAGACUUUAUCAAUUCCAUUCUCCUCCUUGGUAUCAUCACCGUCGCCUUUAUCACCAUCGUUAUCAUCAAUAUCAGUAUGUACAAACAAUAAUAAUAAUAACAACAACAACAAUAAUAAUAAUAAUAGUUUAAACUUGAAACAUGAUCUGACAACAAAUUCCACUGGGAUCUGUAAUUUCAAUAUGGUAAAUGUGUCUACAAUGUCUUCGAAUGAUUUAACAACUAAUAAAUCAAAUACUAAUGAAUUGCCAUCUAAAUUAACAUCAUCAAUAUGUUCAGCUAAUUAUUCAAAUAAUUAUCAUCAUGUAGAAUCAUCAUGUUCACUUAAUGUCCCAGCAUUAUCACCAUCUAUAUUGUGUUCUUCAUUAUGUUCUGCAAGUUCAUCUGAUCAAAUAUCAACAACAAUUACACCUUCUAGUCAUUUACAUCAAGAUAAUCCAUAUCGUGGUAAACGACGUCAAGUAUCUAGUCCAUUAGAAGAGCAUAAUAAAUUGAAUAAUGAAAAUGAUUUUAUACAAACUCCAUCAAAAAAUCGACGUUGUUCAAGUUUCAACUCACAAAAAUAUCUAAUCAAUAAACAAUUUACAGAAUCAUUAGAUAAUAAUAAUAGUAACAAUAGUUCAGUUGUUUCAAUGAUAACUACAACAAUGUCAACGGUAACUUCAUCUCCAAGAUUGUGUUAUUCGUCUUCUUCUCCAAAUAUUUCAUUUGAUCAGUCUAUAAUUAAUAUUCAAGUUGAUAAAUUAAAGGAAUCUGAUCAAUGUACAAUUAAUGGUGAACAUAAUACAGAAACAUUUAAUAAAAUAUUAAAUGAUAUUCCAAAAUCAUCAUCAUCUUUAUCGCCUUCCUGCUCAUCAUUUACUUCGUUGUCAUCAUCAUCAUCAUCAUCAUCAUCGUCAUCAUCAUCAUCUGCAUUAACUAUCGAUUCAUCAAUAAAUCCUUCUACAUGUUCAUCUGAUACAUUAUGGUCCAAUUCAAAAUCAACAGCAAUACAUAAUAUUGCAAAUGUUGAUAAAUUAAAACAAUUAAGAAUUGAUAUUCAAGAUUCAAGAUAUGAAGAUGAUGAAAAUCAGAAAGAGGUAAAUUCAUUUGUAGUCCCCAGUGUCCUAUCACCUUAUUCUCCAAUUCAACCAACACCUCCAUGUUCUCCAAAUUUCUCAUCCUCUACAUCUUUAUCACCUUCAUCAACUAUUACACUUCCUCAGAAUGGAUCUAAAAGUUUUAAAAGUCAACAACAACAUCAACAAUCUACUUCAAUGAUGAAUUCAUGUUAUAAUAGAGAUGAAACUUUAGGAGGAUCGAUCAAUAAUCGACCACCUACACCAGAUAUUCGGCGUAGUGAAUUGGAUUUAGCAGAUUUAUCCGAUGGAACUAGAGUGUUAGUUAUACAAGAUACCUAUCUACGUGCUGGUACUUUAUAUUUAGGAAAAGAUAGUCCUUCAUUAAUCAAUCGAAUUAGUCUUAAUAACGAUCAUCUACGUGAUCAAGUAUUUCGUAUACAUUUAGAUACUGAGAAAUGUACUAGUUCAACUAAUUCACGUAUUAAUAAUUAUAAUCGUUUUACAUCACCAUCAUCUAAUCAUGUGAACAAUCAAGUUGUAUCAUAUCCAACUUAUCGACAAUUAUCUUCUUCAUCAUCAUCUUCUUCAUCAUCAGCAUCGUCGUCUUCAAGUAAUAAUAAUUGUAGACUGUUUAGUAAAAAUAGAAGACGUCAAAUGGAUUUAUUAUUGUAUGGAUGGCAAGUAGUACAACAGGCAGUUUUAGAAGUAUUUCCUGCUUCAAUACGACAUGUUCCACCCGGAACACGUGUUUGUGCUGCAUGGAGUGAACAGCUAGGUGUUAAUCUUUAUCCAGGAACCGUUGUAAAAAUUGAUCCAGAUGAACAACAACAUAUCAAUAAUGAUUGUGUUCCAGUUGAUUUUGAUGAUGGGGAUCAUCGUCAAGUACCAUUAACUGAUCUACGUAUUCUACCGGAUUAUUUUACAAAUUUAUGUGAAUUAAUUAAUAUCACUGGUGAAAAUAAUAUAAAUUGUUUAACUCCUUGUCUUAUCUCAUCGGAUUAUUUGUCAUUACGUCAUGAUAGUAAUAAUAAUAAUAUCACUAAUAAUAAUGAAAAAGAUAGUGAUAAAUUUGUGUCACGUAUGCGUCGUCAUAGUGAUCUGGAUCAUAACACAUCUAGAUCAUAUCAUUCAUGGUCUCAAUCAACAUCUCCACUUAUUCAUGAUACUAUGUCCUUGUGUUCACCACAAAUGAACACAAACUUAAUGUUAAACUCAAAGUUUUUCUUUCCUGAAAAGAAUUCAAAUAAACUAACACAUUGUAUCAAAAGUAAUCGAAGUAGAAAAAAUUCUCAAUUAUCUUCAUCAAGUUCAAAUAGAACAAUGGAGUGCACUGUAAAUUCACUGAUAUCACCUACACAUACAAUAUCAACGGGUGCUACAUCAGUCAUGUCAUUAAGAUCACCGUCACCACCUCCAUCAUUACAAACGCCAAUGACAAUGGCUGGUUUUAAUCAUAUGUCAAGUGAUAAGUACAUGAGUGAAUGUUCUGACAAUAAUAAUAAUAAUGAUAAUAAUAAUAAUAUUAAUAAUAAGUCAGAAAAGGUGAUUUAUCCAUUGAAUAAUCAUCUAUCUGAAGAAUUUAAUGCGGAUAAUAUUUCCAUUUCAAGUACAAUCACAACAACCGAUAGUUCAAAUGAGUGUUUAUCCUGGCAAGUGUACGAAAAGUUUAAGCGUCGGAAACAAGGCUGUAUAUACUGUCGUUCAAUAAUACGUGAUGUAGAUGGUUUAAUCGUUAAAGUUGGUGAUUGUGUACAAUUUGGCUCUGGGCGCAAUGAAAUAUAUCUUGGAGAGGUUAAAGAAAUACGUUGGGAGCAAAAAAGGAAUUCACUUAUUGUUGUCGCUGCAUGGUACUAUCAACCUCUUGAAGCUGGAAAAGAUGGACAAUUGGUACAAGAUGUUAAAGGUGCCCUAUUUACAACUGAACAUAAAGAUGAGAAUGAAGCCAAGUGCAUCAAGCGACGUAUCAAAAUAGCUAAAUCAUAUGGUCAGUUCAUGCAAGGAUAUUAUGGCAAACCUAAAGGACAGGAUCCUGUAAAGUCAAGUCAAACACAGUUAGACAAAAACAUGGGAGAAUUCACGUCUAAUACAGAUACCGAACAAAUCAAUCUUGAAGCUUGUGAACCAUUGCCAUCAUCAUCACUAACAUCAACGAGUCACAGUAUCAAAGAUCCUUCAAUCAAUGAAAAUGAUACUAAUCAACCUCCUAAACUCCAGAUUACGCUAAACAAUAAUGACAAUAAAAAUGAAAUUAGUUCAGAUGACGACGAUGAUAAUAAUAAUUCUAAUUUCUAUCAUUAUUUUAUUGCUGGUAAAUAUGACCCAGUUAGACAACAAGUACUUACAUGGGAUACAGAAUUAGCUAAAAUACUUAACCUUAAAACACACAAAAAUAGAUAACAAAAAAAUUCCUUUCUUUUUCUCUCUCUCACACACAAAAUAUCUCCAAACAAGCAUCAAAACAAUCAGAUUGUAUCGCAUUUUUUCAUUCCUUAUCUGUUUUUUUUUCUUUCCUGCAAUUCUAUGAUAUCGGUACUUGUUUUGUUCCACUUUUCUUUUGUAUGUCAUCUAUUAAACAAUUCAGUAAACUUUCACACCGGUGUGUUUAUCACCUUUUUUUGUGAAGUGAAUUAAUCUCAUAAUCACCAUCAAACAUUCAAUUUUGUGUGUAUUUUUAUCUUACAUGAUCGUGUAUACCAACCUCCCCCACUCCAUUUUAUAACCACAAGUAACUUCUACUUACUCAUAUAAUCCGAUGAUGUUUGAUAUGGCGUAUGAUUUAAGCGAUAUUAUUUUUUUUAUUACCAUGAUCAUUGUUAAAUAUGAAUUUGUUUUGUGAAUGCCUUCUACAACUUGAUAUAUAUAUAUCAAGUAAUUGUCCUAUGAUUUCAGCAUAUUUUAUCAUGUGCAAAAACAAACUGUUUGGAUUUACGAAA
Schistosoma mattheei is the source of this 6257-nucleotide messenger RNA. Lineage: Eukaryota; Metazoa; Platyhelminthes; Trematoda; Strigeidida; Schistosomatidae. The record is from the annotation of a GenBank genome assembly.